This is a messenger RNA of Ochlerotatus camptorhynchus, 1368 nucleotides long. RefSeq names its product intraflagellar transport 52 (gene IFT52). Lineage: Eukaryota; Metazoa; Arthropoda; Insecta; Diptera; Culicidae. The record is from RefSeq and is a predicted model, not a curated record. Gene Ontology annotation, biological process: intraciliary transport; cilium assembly. The transcript is spliced from 6 exons. The coding region runs from base 70 to 1368 and encodes 432 amino acids. Gene Ontology annotation, cellular component: cilium; centriole; intraciliary transport particle B.
GGAAGCAACAUUUGGCUUUUUACAACAUUCCUAAUUUGGUUCUUUGAAUGGUGAAACCACCACGGCAAUAUGAACAACGUGAACGUGAUUUUCAAUGUGUCGAAAAAUGAGAUGUUCAAGCUACCCGAUAACUACAAGACUCUGCACCGGAAGCUCAAAGUUAGCUAUCGGGUUGAAAGUAACAAAAAUGACAUCACACCGGAGAUCCUCAAAGGAGCUACGAUUUACGUUCUGGCGGGUCCUCAGGAAAAGUUCACGGAAACAGAAUUUCAAUACCUGAAGGAUUACAUAUCGGAAGGCGGGCGCCUAUUACUUCUUUUAGGCGAAGGAGGAGAAGUGAACUUCAACACAAAUAUUAAUUUUCUUCUUGAAGACUACGGAAUGACAAUCAAUAAUGACGCUGUAGUUCGCCCACAGUACUACAAAUAUUUUCACCCAAAAGAGGCCCUAAUCAGCGGAGGAAUUGCCAGCGAUACCAUGAACAACUAUCUACUCGAAUUCAGCAAAAGUAUCCUGACCGCGUUUGACUUCAUGGACGACAAGUACAAGGUUGAGUUCGUGUACCCCUUCGGAGCUACCAUGAACGUCAUCCAGCCUUCGAGCGUCCUUCUGACCACGGGCCCCGUCGUCUAUCCCUUCAAUCGCCCUUUAGCUGGGUACUACCAGAACGAAACUAACGGCAAACUGGUGGCAAUCGGUUCGGGUCACAUGUUUCAAGAUAAAUACAUUUCGAACGAAAUCAAUGUGGCUAUCUGGGAUGGAAUCUUCAGCAUGAUCCUCGAGGAUGCCUUCAAGUUCAAGUCAUCCGAUUUCAACGACCUCGAAAUAAAUGACUACGCAAUCAUUCCCGAUACGAUCUAUCUGGCCGAGCAGCCAAAGAUCUGCCUGAUGGAUUCGCUCGACUACGACAUCCCCGCCGACUUCAAGAAGCUAUUCGAUAUGGCCCUGUACUCGAUCAACAACGAUCUGCUGCGCGAUGUUAUCAAUACCUAUGAAAAGUUGGACGUGCAAUAUGAACCGCUCAAGAUCAUCAAGCCGCAGUUCGAGAUCCCAUUACCGCCGCUGCAGCUUGCGGUUUUCCAACCGAUUUUCAGCGAUCUGUCGGCGCCACCGUUGGAGCUAUUUGAUCUGAAUGAAGCCUUCAGUUCGGAGAAAGCGCAAAUCACACAGCUCACCAAUAAGUGCCUGUCGCCGGCACUGGAAAACAAUCGGAGAGACGGGCUGGACGAGAAGGAGCUGGGCUACUUUAUACAGGAGUGCGGUCGCAUUUUGAAGGUCUGCCAAGAUGAUCAGCGAAUGACGGCAAAGGAAAUUUUGAAUGUGAUUAGCGUGAAGAUUGCUCAUUAUAAGAAGCUUGAUAAGGAAUAA